ACCAGCGCUGAGGUCUGCAUCACUGAGGACGGGCUAAGGAGGCAGGAGGGUUGACAGUGGUGUCCAGCAGCCUCCCAGGCCUCUUGGAGUGUCUGCUCCCUAUCUCUCCAAGGAUGGGUCUCCAGAGCCUCCCUCUGGGGCUCCUGCUUGGCUCUGUGCUGCUGGUGGCCUCUGCCCCAGCCACCCCAGAGCCUCAGGGCUGCAGCAACAAGGACCAGCAGGUCACUGUCAGCCACACUUACAAGAUCGACGUUCCCAAGUCUGCCCUGAUCCAGGUGGAGGCCGACCCGCAGUCCCUCAGUGAUGAUGGGACUUCACUCAUGGCCAUGGGGGAGGCUGGGGAAGAGCAGAACUUCAUCUUCAGGCACAACAUUCGCCUUCAGACACCUCAGAAAGACUGUGACUUGGCAGACAGUGUCCAGGACCUCCUAGCCCGGGUAAAGAAGCUGGAGGAAGAGAUGGCAGAAAUGAAGGAGCAGUGUGCUCAGCGCUGCUGCCAAGGAGCUGCUGAUCUGGGCCGCCACUGCAGUGGCCACGGCACCUUCUUCCCGGAGAGCUGCAGCUGCCACUGUGAGCCGGGCUGGGAGGGCGCCGACUGCGAGCUGCCCACGUGCCCGGCGGCGUGCAGCGGCCACGGGCGCUGCGUGGACGGGCGCUGCGUGUGCGACGAGCCCUACGUGGGGGCCGACUGCGCCUACCCCGCCUGCCCCCAGGACUGCAGCGGACACGGCGUGUGCGUGCAGGGCGUGUGCCAGUGCCACGAGGACUUCACGUCGGAGGACUGCAGUGAGCUGCGCUGCCCCGCAGACUGCAGCGGCCACGGCUUCUGCGACACCGGCGAGUGCUACUGCCAGCCGGGCUUCACGGGCCUCGACUGCUCCCAGGUGGUGCCACCUCAGGGCCUGCAGCUGCUCAAGAGCACAGAGCACUCCCUGCUGGUGAGCUGGGAGCCCACCAGUGAUGUGGACCACUACCUGCUCAGCUACUAUCCCCUGGGGAAGGAGCCCUCUACCAAGCAGAUCCAAGUGCCCAAGGAGCAGCACAGCUAUGAGAUCCCUGGCUUGAUGCCUGGGACUAAGUACAUCAUCACCCUGCGCAACGUGAAGAAAGACAUAACCAGCAGCCCUCAGCACCUGCUGGCCACCACUGAUCUUGCUGUGGUAGGCACUGCCUGGGUAACAGAAGAGACGGAGACCUCCCUCGAUGUGGAGUGGGAGAACCCCCUGACUGAUGUGGACUACUACAAGCUACAGUAUGGCCCCUUGACAGGGCAGGAGGUGGCCGAGGUCAACGUGCCCAAGAGCCGUGACCCCAAGAGUCGAUAUGACAUCACGGGUCUGAAGCCUGGGACUGACUAUAAGAUCACAGUUGUCCCCAUGAGAGGAGGCCUGGAAGGCAAGCCGAUUCUUCUGAAUGGCAGGACUGAAAUCGAUGGUCCAACAAAUGUGGUCACUAAUCAAGUGACGGAAGACUCAGCAGCAGUCUCCUGGAACCCCGUGAGGGCUGAUAUCGACAAGUAUGUGGUGCGCUACAUCUCUCCUGAUGGGGAGGCCAAGGAAAAGGCAGUGCCCAAGGACCAGAGCAGCACUGUCCUGACCGGCCUGAAACCAGGAGAGGCCUACAAGGUCUUCGUGUGGGCUGAGAGGGGCAACCAGGGGAGCAAGAAGGCAGACACCAAGGCUCUCACAGAACUUGACAGCCCAGCAAACCUGGUGACUGACCGGGUGACAGAGAACACGGCCACUGUCUCCUGGGACCCAGUGGAGGCUGACAUCGACAGGUAUGUGGUGAGCUACACCUCUGUUGAUGGAGAGACAGAGGAGGUUCCAGUGGAGAAGGAGAAGAGCAGCACCGUCCUGACAGGCCUGAGGCCAGGAGUGGAGUACAAAGUCUAUGUGUGGGCCCAGAAAGGGGACAGAGAGAGCAAGAAGGCCAACACCAAGGCCCCCACAGAUAUUGACAGUCCCAAAAACUUGGUGACUGACCGGGUGACAGAGAAUACAAUCAGUGUCUCUUGGGAGCCUGUGCAGGCCAACAUUGACAGGUAUGUGGUGAGCUACACCUCUGCUGAUGGAGAGAUAAAGGAGGUUCCAGUGGGAAAGGAGAAGACCAGCACCAUCCUGACAGGCCUGAGGCCAGGCAUGGAGUACAAGGUCCACGUGUGGGCCCAGAAAGGGAGCCAGGACAGCAGGAAGGCCAACACCAAGGCCCCCACAGACAUUGACAGCCCCAAAAACUUGAUGACUAAGCAGGUGACAGAGAACACGGCCACUGUCUCCUGGGACCCAGUGGAGGCCGACAUUGAUAGAUAUGUGGUGCGCUACACCUCUGCUGAUGGAGAGACCAGGGAGGUUCCAGUGGGGAAAGAGAAGACCAGCACUGUCCUGACAGGCCUGAGGCCAGGAGUGGAGUACAAGUUCGAUGUGUGGGCCCAGAAGGGGGCCAGGGAAAGCAGGAAGGCCAACACCAAGGCUCCCACAGACAUUGACAGCCCCAAAAACUUGAUGACUAAGCAGGUGACAGAGAACACGGCCACUCUCUCCUGGGACCCAGUGGAGGCUGACAUUGAUAGGUAUGUGGUGCGCUACACCUCUGCUGAUGGAGAGACCAAGGAGGUUCCAGUGGGGAAGAGGACCAGCACUGUCCUAACAGACCUAAGGCCAGGAGUGGAGUACAAGUUCGAUGUGUGGGCCCAGAAGGGGGCCAGGGAGAGCAGGAAGGCCAACACCAAGGCUCCCACAGACAUUGACAGCCCGAAAAACUUGGUCACUGAGCAGGUGACAGAGAAUACAGCCACUGUCUCCUGGGACCCGGUAGAGGCUGACAUUGACAGAUAUGUGGUGCGCUAUACCUCUGUUGAUGGAGAGACCAAGGAACUUCUGGUUGGGAAAGAUCAACACAGCACCAUCCUGACAGGCAUGAGACCUGGUGUGGACUACAUAUUUGAAGUGUGGGCCCAGAAAGGGUCUCGGGAGAGCAAGAAAGCCACCACUAAGGCCCCUACAGACAUUGAUGGCCCUAAAAAUCUGGUGACUGAUCAAGUGACAGAGAACACGGCCACUGUCUCUUGGGACCCAGUGGAGGCUGAAAUUGAUAGGUAUGUGGUACGCUAUACUUCUGUGGACGGAGAGACCUGGGAGGUUCCAGUGGAGAAGGAGAAGAGCAGCACCAUCCUGACAGGCUUGAGGCCGGGAGUGGAGUACAAGUUUGAUGUGUGGGCCCAGAAAGGGAUCCAAGAGAGCAGGAAGGCCAGCACCAAGGCCCCCACAGACAUUGACAGUCCCAAAAACCUGGUGACUAAGCAGGUGACAGAGAACAGUGCCACUGUCUCCUGGGACCCCGUGGAGGCUGACAUUGAUAGGUACGUGGUGCGCUACACCUCUGCCGAUGGAGAUACCAGGGAAUUUCUGAUUGGGAAGGAUGAAAGGAGCACCGUCCUGACAGGCCUGAGGCCAGGAGUGGAGUACAAGUUCGAUGUGUGGGCCCAGAAGGGGGCCAGGGAGAGCAGGAAGGCCAGCACCAAGGCUCCCACAGACAUUGACAGUCCCAAAAACCUGGUGACCAACCAAGUGACAGAGAACACAGCCACCAUCUCCUGGGACCCAGUACAGGCAGACAUUGACAGGUACAUGGUGCGCUACACCUCUGCUGAUGGAGAGACCAGGGAGAUUCCAGUGAGGAAGGAGAAGAGCAGCACCGUCCUGACAGGCCUGAGGCCAGGCGUGGACUACACAGUGCAUGUGUGGGCCCAGAAAGGGUCCCGGCAGAGCAAGAAGGCUGACACCAAGUCUCCCACAGAAAUUGACAGCCCCAAAAACUUGGUGACUAACCGAGUGACAGAGACAACAGCCACCAUCUCCUGGGAGCCAGUGCGAGCCAAUAUCGACAGAUACAUGGUGCGCUACACCUCUGCCGACGGAGAGACCCGGGAAGCUCCAGUGUCAAAGGAUCGGAGCAGCACCGUCCUCACAGGCCUGAGGCCAGGCGUGGAGUACACAGUUCACGUGUGGGCCAAGAAGGGAGCCCGGGAGAGCAAGAAGGCAGACACAAAGGCCUUGACAGAUAUAGACCCUCCCAGGAACUUCCGUCCAUUUGGUGUAACACAUUCUGGUGGGGUGUUGACCUGGAUGGCCCCCACAGCCCAGAUUGAUGGCUAUAUUCUCACCUACCAGUUUCCAAAUGGGACCGUGAAGGAGGUGAGGCUCCAAGGAGGCGAGCAGAGGCUUGAGUUGCAAGGCCUGGAGCAGGGUGUCACCUACCCUGCCUCUUUGGUCGCCUUUAAGGGUGAUCGUCGAAGCAAGAGUGUGUCCACCACCCUCUCCACAGUUGAUGCCCGUUUCCCACACCCCUCGGACUGCACUCAGGUUCAGCAGAACAGCAACGCUGCCAGCGGCCUCUACACCAUUUACCUCAAUGGCGAUGCCAGCCGGCCCAUGCAGGUGUACUGUGACAUGGACACAGAUGGAGGCGGCUGGAUUGUCUUCCAGAGGCGGAACACUGGGCAGCUGGAUUUCUUCAAGCGUUGGCGGAGCUAUGUGGAAGGCUUUGGGGAUCCCAUGAAGGAGUUCUGGCUUGGCCUUGACAAGCUGCACAAUCUCACCACUGGCACUCCUACCCGGUAUGAGGUCAGGGCAGAUUUACAGACUUUCAAUGAAUCUGCCUACGCUGUAUAUGAUUUCUUCCAAGUGGCCUCCAGCAAGGAACGAUAUAAGCUGUCAGUUGGGAAAUACAGAGGCACAGCAGGAGAUGCCCUCACUUACCACAAUGGAUGGAAGUUCACAACUUUUGACAGAGACAAUGAUAUUGCCCUCAGCAACUGUGCCCUGACACAUCAUGGUGGCUGGUGGUAUAAGAACUGCCACUUGGCCAACCCCAAUGGCAAAUACGGGGAGACCAAGCAUAGUGAGGGGGUGAACUGGGAGCCAUGGAAAGGACAUGAAUUCUCCAUUCCUUAUGUGGAACUGAAAAUCCGUCCUCAUGGCUACAGUCGGGGUCGUUUCUCUGGCAGAAAGAAGCGGUCACUUGGAGGAAAGAUGAAAAUGUUCUGAAGAUAUCCAUGAGCAAUCUUUGUAGGAGCAGCUGGGGUUGGGACUGGGCUGUGUAAACUUGGGGUGGGCGGGCGACGGUGGCUGGGUACUGAGGUUGCUCCAAGCUUCUAGUUUCUGAGAUGGAGAGACUGUCCACAGAACACAUAUUGUCACCAUGCUUUCAAUCUUAGAGGUCUCUCAUGUCACACUUAGCCCAUCUCUACUGGGAGGAGGGACUGCAAAUCAAUAAUAUCAUAGCAGCAUGGGUGGAUGAAGGGACAAUAUUGGAACUGCAAGGUUUCCCAGCCAUAGAUAGAUUAGAUUAGGGGGAAAUAUGAAUCACUUAGCACCUCACCAAUUAGAAAGCUCUAGAAAUGGAUGUUUAGAUAUAAAACUCUGCUAAGACAGAUCCUUCUAGAAAGAAGAACCAAAUAUUCAGGAGCCAAGGCUAAGGCAACCUGACACAUGUUGCUCCAGCUACAAUCCCCAGGUUUUGAGGGAAAAUGUGUCAAUCCUACCCCUUUGUAAUUGCUGGCAUUAUGAGGAAGAAUAGAAGGACUGAAAUGCCUAUUUAGCUCAGUUCCCACUACUAUUCAGCAUGUUGGAAACCAAGGCUCCUCUAUUAUUGCUAUCAUUAACUGCCCCACCUUUAGCCAUUGCAUUGUCACUUUCAAAGAUCUUCAUAUGUUGUAAAUAAAUUGCUGUUCACACCGACUUUAAAUCAUUUGGUUCUGUUAAAUAACUGGCACUACUCAGCCUCUUCCCUGACUCCCCUUCAUGUGCCUUUCUUUGGGGUUCCACACUGCUGAACCCCUAGGUUUUCUAAGCCACACACUGUGUGGUCAUUAGCCUGGACUCUUGGCAUAUCAGAUCCUUCCUGAUUAUGUGUUAUCACUUUGGAAAGUUUCUAUAGUCAAGUCAGCGAAGUACUUAAAAUUCCUAUUCAAGAAAAAUAAACCGCCAAU
Messenger RNA from Perognathus longimembris pacificus (Pacific pocket mouse), 5992 nucleotides. It is a transcript of the gene Tnn, whose product is annotated as tenascin N. The transcript has 23 exons. NCBI's taxonomy places the organism in Eukaryota, Metazoa, Chordata, Mammalia, Rodentia, Heteromyidae. Gene Ontology annotation, molecular function: protein binding. Bases 114 to 5048 code for a protein of 1644 amino acids. The record is from RefSeq and is a predicted model, not a curated record.